GAGCAGCUCAGAACGCUGCUGGAUGGAGUUGCGACAGCGACGAGGCCAGCAACACCAGAGGCGCCGCCACCCGCGAGGCCGGGCGCGGCCACGGGACUGUCGCCGCAGCAGCUGCAGCAAGUAAUCCAGAUGGUGCGAGACCAGGUCCAAGAGUCCAGCCGAACAGGUCGGGCAACCGACGCCGCAGGCGAGGGGCGGGCCAAUGGAGCAGCACCAGAUCAAGACGACGAUCCGCGGCAGCGGGAGGACCCCUGGAGCCGGAGACGUGCCGGAGAGCGAGACGCCUCAGAUGGUGUCGAGGACAACGCCGACCGGAACGGCUGGUGGAAGUCCGGCUGGAAAGACAGUUGGGGCGACGGCUGGCAGGGGGGCUCCGCCUGGAAGGACUGGGGCGGCUGGGGCGAGCGGGGCAAAGACUUCGCUGGCCCGGGCGCCUGGAGCAGUUGGAACGAGCACAGACUGUGGGGGGGCCAGCUGGUACGCUGGCGGCAGCUCACGGACAUUCCGGUCACAGGCGUGCGGAUCGCAUUCUCGAAGUACUUCCGCUCGACCUCCAGAGGAGAAGGUCUCACCGAGUGCGCCGCCCGGAUCGACCUGGCAUUCGACGAGGUGGCGACUCUAGGUCUUCCAGUCCCAGAGGACUGGAAGUUCAUGUUCUUAGAGGAAGGUGUCGGUCUCGACGAGAGAGGCCAGCAGUGGAUGAGGGUCGUGACGAAGACCCGUGGCUCCUACUCGGAGGCUCUCGCCGCGAUCAGGGAGAUGGGCGUCACUUGUCGAGGGCGUCUAUCGUUUCAAAAGAGAUUGUUCAUGGCAGAAAACAGUUUCCCCAAGGAUGAGCCCACAUACCCCGUGCAGACGGGCGAUCUCGAUCUCGACUCCACCCUGGAAGACGACGACGCCUCAUCGUUAGACACUGACGGCGAGCAGCAGGUCUACGUGGCGCUGGAGGGCCUGGGCCUGCAUGACGACGAGCUUCCACAGGCGUUCGCGACAGUGCAGGAGGAGAGACGCAAAACGUGGAAGCAGAACUGGGACUUCAAGCGCAAGAUGAAGGUCGAUCGCAAGUUCUUCGACCGCAGCAGGGACAAGCCGGAGCCGACCCACAGGCAGCCGCGCGGACAUCGCGCCGCCAAUGGGCAGGUCAGGCCGAGAAAGUCACGUCUUCCACUGUCGGAGUUGAUCAAGAGGACGAGGUGCCGAAAUUGCAAUCAGAUGGGCCAUUGGUCUCGCGAGUGUCCGGCGCGGAAUGGCCAGAGUGCAACCGCAGCUGCCGCUGCGAAUGUCAGCGCCUACGUCUAUGCGAACAUCCUCGACCCGACCCAGCGCCGCGACCUGGACUUCGACAGCGCCACCGUCGCCCUCAUGGGCGUCGAGCCCGGCGAGAUGAUCGUCGACGCCGCAGCGGGUCAAGGACUGAUCGGCAUGCCAGCUUUGAAGCGGCGCUGCGAGCUUCCGAGCAAGAGAGGUUUGGGAGUGCCCCAG
Molecule: messenger RNA, 1482 nt
Organism: Prorocentrum cordatum
Lineage: Eukaryota; Dinophyceae; Prorocentrales; Prorocentraceae
Source: the annotation of a GenBank genome assembly